AUGGCCACUACUGUAACCCAGACAAUCACAGAACCCACCCCCGUGCUCACGUUGCGUGGGGUGGACCCCGACAAGCUCGCCGAGCGCCAAGCGGUCAAGGAGCGUCUGGCUGGCGCGUUUCGCAUCUUCGCAGAGUUGGGUUACGACGAUGGCAUUGCGGGCCACAUCAGUGUCCGUGACCCCAUCAACGAAAACGCGUUCUGGGUGAAUCCCUAUGCUUUGCCGUUUGACCAGAUCACCUGCAGCGACCUUCUCCUCAUUGACCCACACUCGGGCGACGUCCUGGAGGGCACCGGCAAGCCGGGCAACGGACAGCUGUACAAUGCGGCCGGCUUUGCGAUCCACAGCAGCAUCCACCUGACGCGUCCCGACAUCCACGCCGCCGCCCACUCGCACAGUUUCUACGGCCGCACGUUCAGCGCCUUGGGCCGUAACAUUGACAUUUCAAACUAUGAGGGAGCACAAUAUGCCGACACUGUCAAGCUGUAUGACAACUUUGGCGGGGUGGUCCUCUCGGACGAGGAGGGCCGUAACAUCUGCAAGGCCCUUGGCCCGCACGGCAAAGGUGUGAUUCUCCAGAACCACGGCAUCCUCACUGCCGCGGGCACGGUUGACGCCGCCGUCGCGUACUUUGUCCGCCUCGAAAAGCUCUGUGAGGCUCAGCUGGCAGCCGAUGCCGCCGGCGGGUCCGCCGUGCUCACCGACGAUCAAGUCGAUGCCGUGUUCAGGGAGGCCGGGUCCGAGGACGAGGCCUUUAGGCAGGCCCAAGAGCUGUUCGAGUGGAUUGAUGCCUUGAGUGGCGAGGACUACAAGCAGUAA
Messenger RNA from Apiotrichum porosum, 819 nucleotides. RefSeq lists its product as uncharacterized. The record is from RefSeq and is a predicted model, not a curated record. The transcript is spliced from 4 exons. Bases 1 to 819 code for a protein of 272 amino acids. Gene Ontology annotation, molecular function: actin filament binding. NCBI's taxonomy places the organism in Eukaryota, Fungi, Basidiomycota, Tremellomycetes, Trichosporonales, Trichosporonaceae. Gene Ontology annotation, cellular component: cytoskeleton.